UCCGCCAAAAUGACAACUCAGACUGAUAAUGAAGCGGUAAAAUCAAACGACCCACAUGACAUCAAUUUCAACACUGAACAAUUUCAACUCAUUGACGACGAUGACGACGAAUUGCUGUCACAUUAUAUUUCAAAAAUUGAAGAAAUCACAGAAAAAUGUAUAUCAGCCAUCAAUACAGUUGGUACAAGUGAGGAUGCUGGAUUGGCUGUCACCAAUGCUGGGUUGGUAUCGAGUCAUUCAGCUACCAGCUCAAGUUCUACAUGCUGUAAAUCGAGAUCUGAAGCAGAGUCUACAAGCCCCUUGAUCAAAGGAGAAAAUAGAUGCUCCACCAAUCCUCCGAGCAGUAUUGACCAUUCCAACAAAAAGACGGCUGGUCGUCCGGGCAGCAAAGAUUCAACUGACACAGCAUGUAAGCAGGUCAGUUCUGACCAAACAGGUAUGGCAAGUUCCAAGGUGGGACAGACCGACAAAACAGACACAUCCAGUUCUGUGGUCAGUACUAACAAAACAGAAAGACCCCGGGUCAUUAUUGACCAGACAGGCAGCAUCAGUCCGUUGGAAGACUUCCGGCCAGGCUACCUGUGGGUGUCAGACCUCACCAAGCAACAUUGGUGUGAACAGCAACUGUUGUACAGCUUCACGGUCCCUGGCGUGCUAGUGGAGGACCCCGUCAUGACAAAGGGCUCCAACCUUCACCUUCAAAGAGAGCUGGCAGUUCAUGAUGUUGUCAAAGUAGACAUCACAUCUAGUGAAGAUAUAUGGGCUGUGAAGAUGCUGAACCUUCUAAACUCUGUGCAGGCAUUCCUCAAUGGAUCGCCAUUAGCAAGAGAGGUCCCCAUAUUUGGAGCUCCUUUUCAGGAAGAUGUUUUUGUGGUAGGACUAAUUGAUGAGCUUCGAUUUGACCUAGAAACCUAUGCUAUCGGCUUGUCAGAACUAAAAACUAGACUUUCAAGGACUAAACCUUCAAAGUCUCAGGAAAAACAGCACAGAUUACAGGUCAUGUUGUACAGGAAACUGUUUGACGAUCUCGUUAAAGGAAAUGUUACGAAGGAUGUUAUAGCUCGCCAUCUACGACUUAAGUUGACAAAAGAGUUAGGGGAGGGUGUCCAAGGAGAACUUGGUAAGUCAGGAUUGUCGUGUAAGACACUUGAUUCUUUACUGGAUGUUGUGUUUGGAAGGAUGGCAGCAGUCACAUGUAUUGUUGAAACUAGUGUUGAAUAUGUCCACCAGGAGUCAGGGCAAUCAUUUCUUCAUCAGGAUGUUGUGUACGACGAAGAGGAACUGAAGAAGCUGUAUCGUCAUUACUUGGGAUUCUGGCGGGGACAGAGGGCAGUAGAGGGGGUUGACAUUGAGGAUGCGUGGAAGUGUCAACGCUGUGACUACAAGUCCGUCUGUGAAUGGAGGGAAGUAAAAGCAGCUGAAUGUGCCAGAAAGAACAAAUUAGGUAGAAGGUAGCUGACCUUGCCUCAGAAAUAUGUUGAUUGAUCUAAAAUGCAUAUACUACCCAGGACUGUGAUGAUGUCUUUGCAAACACUUUGUUAGCUCACCUGGUAUUUCACGUAAAAAUAUAGGGCCUGAGAGUAAAGAUUGUUUUAUCAUAUAUAAAAAAAAAACCCACACAAAUCUUGAAUUUUUGGCCAGUAUAUUGACCUUUUGAUUUUUACGCUUACAGAAUCUCGCAUCUGUGCAUUUAUUACAUUUGGAGUCGGUUGGCAGUCAUUGUCGGAUACCUAGGGUCAAUUGCAGCACACCGAUCGUUAAAUAAGCGGUUUGCAAUGUACUUUCAGUAAUGUUUGGCAGUCAAAUCUCAAACCAAACCUGGUAUUAGUGCACCUGUCUUCACUUUGCCAUCAUAGUACAAGUAAUCAAGGUUGAUAUACAAACAGGGGUGUAAAUUGUCACUAGCCGGACAGUUUUAUGUCAGAGCUGGUUAAAAUAUUCAGUAUUUACUAUGCAAAUAUAAGUUGGCAAUAUUAUUUGUCAAAAUCUGCAUGUGGGCUACCUCUCUAAGUAUGAAAGGAUAGUGUAAGGAUGCCCAUUUGGGCCUUCAGUUCCCAGUUUCUCAAAGGUUGGUUACAUAUAACCAGUGGUUGGUGAACAAUUCUAAUUGUUACCAAUAAGAAGCAAGGGCUUUCAAAAAAUAAUGAAAUCUUCAAAACACAUCAAUCUGGCUUGUCUCCACCGAACUAGCAUUGAAAUGAUAUCAGAUGUUCUUGAUUUUGUUAUAUUAAUAUUUCAAAAUUUUCCCUAAUCACUGGCUUACUCUAAUCAACCUUUGAGCAACCCGGGCUGGGUGGUUAUCACCAGCAACCAUAUUUAUGAUUCUGGUCCCCCACUUUAGCCCCUCAUAUACUAGAAUGGUCACCAAGCUGAUCUUAAUUUCAUGUCAUUUCAUAAGGGUAACCCCAAGGUAUGUAUACAUGCAUAAAAUAAAACUUAUUGGUGAUAGCCACCAGGAGGCCCAUAUUUCUUUUAACUCUUCUGAUACAAUGUACCAGACUAGUAAAUUUAUAACAAGCUACUGCUAUUUUUGCAACAAUUAAUUUUUAAUUAUGUAUUUUAUUACAACAGUACUGUAAGUCUAAACAUCAACUUUGCAAUAAAACUUGAAAAAUUUGAUUAAAACAGGGGUGUACAUAUGAUUAUUGCAUUGGUGUCAGUCCCGGCGUGCUAGUGAAGGACCUCGUCAUGACGAAGGGCUCUGACCUUCAGAGAGGUAUAUAUAUGCUUGGGUAGUAAACUUACAAAAAGUACAACUACAGAGGGAGUCACUUACUCAUAACACACUUUGAAAUAUGUCAAAAUUCAAUUAAAUUGCAAUCAUUUAUGUAUGGCUGGGGACUUCUGAUCUUACUAAAAAGGAGGGAGAAAUCAUAAAAAUCUCUGGGUUUUUGGCAAUGAGGUGUCUCAUGACAUUGUGAUUCAUAAGUACACCCGAGCCAAGUAUUCUGUCUCUACUCUACACAAUACAUCUCCAGAACACACACAGGCAUACACACACAGGGAGAUAUUAGCCAGGUGGCAUAGGACUAGUA
Mizuhopecten yessoensis (Yesso scallop) is the source of this 3035-nucleotide messenger RNA. Its product is annotated as exonuclease V-like. Gene Ontology annotation, biological process: interstrand cross-link repair. NCBI's taxonomy places the organism in Eukaryota, Metazoa, Mollusca, Bivalvia, Pectinida, Pectinidae. The transcript is spliced from 3 exons. The coding region runs from base 10 to 1455 and encodes 481 amino acids. Gene Ontology annotation, molecular function: single-stranded DNA 5'-3' DNA exonuclease activity. Gene Ontology annotation, cellular component: nucleus. The record is from RefSeq and is a predicted model, not a curated record.